This is a messenger RNA of Nematocida parisii ERTm1, 951 nucleotides long. RefSeq lists its product as uncharacterized. Bases 1 to 951 code for a protein of 316 amino acids. The record is from RefSeq and is a predicted model, not a curated record. The transcript has a single exon. Gene Ontology annotation, molecular function: RNA binding. NCBI's taxonomy places the organism in Eukaryota, Fungi, Microsporidia.
AUGGCAGUAAGAAAGACACAGAACAAGAAGGAAGAAACAAAUAUUAAGAAGGAGGAGACUCUAGUAGAGAAGGUUGAAAAGCCAGUAGACUCUGAGGAGCAGACUGCGUCUGAAACCAUAAGCAACGACUCUGUAGAAGAGGCAAGCGAAUCUCCAACAGAAACCGGCUCUGAAGAAGAGGAAGGAUCAAGCUCAGCAUCUGAGUCUGCCUCUGAAGAGUCUGCUAAGGAAGAGAAGAAGGCAGAGCCAGAAGAGUCCAAGGAUGAGAGAACAAUUUUCAUCAAAGGACUUAACUUCAGCGCAACUGAAGAAGACUUAAGAGAGCUCUUUGGAAAAUUCGGAGACAUUGUUGAAGUAAGAAUCCCAAGAAGCAGAGACGGACCAGGUGGUAAAGGAUUUGGAUACGUUGAGUUUGAGACCAAGGAGGCCUGCGAAAAGAGCAGAGAGCUAAAUGGAACCGACUUUAACGGAAGAAGUAUAGUAGUAGACCUCGCCAGAUCCGGACAGAGAGUUGGAGCUGGUGCAGAUGGCCAGAAGGUAUACAACAAGACCGAUGACAGCACAGUUUUCUUAGGAAACAUCCCAUUUGAUGUUGAUCACGAGGACUUCCUCUCCCACUUAAAGACAUACGCAGAGGUAAGUCAGGUAAGAAUCCCAGAGGACAGAGAAACUGGAAGACCAAAAGGAUUUGCAUUUGCAUCCUGCGAGUCAGUUGAAGAAGCUCAGAAACUUAUUAACUCAAACAUAGUAUACAUGGAUAGAAACAUUAGAGCACAAAUCUCCGAGAGAAAGAACUCUCCAGCUCCAAGAGGCGGAAACUCUUUCGGAAGACGAGACAACAACAACUCCUACGGAAGAAGAGAUAACUCUGACAGAUCAUCUGGCUUUGGUAACAAGAGAACUUGGUCAUCUGAGAACACAAGCAACAAAAGACAUGUGAAAUUUGAAUAA